Molecule: messenger RNA, 696 nt
Organism: Symbiodinium sp. CCMP2456
Lineage: Eukaryota; Dinophyceae; Suessiales; Symbiodiniaceae
Source: the annotation of a GenBank genome assembly
AUGAAUUUGCGCAUUGCUUCCCGGACGCAGGUCCAUUUUCGCCACUGCAUGCAGCGGGCUGCUUUCAGCACGUUCAAGACGACCGAGGCUACUCUCAACCUCGUCCGUCAGUCAAAGCCGUGGCCGCCGUGGUUGCGAGCUGAGAUGCGAAGCAACUGGGCCGGAGAGACUGGUGCGGUGGCGAUUUAUCGUGGCUGUCAAGCAGCCCUGAAGCAUAUUUCGGGCGACUCCACGCGAGACAGCCUUCGCCUGUUUGUGGAAGAGCACGUGGCCUCCGAAGAAGCACAUCUUGCCGCCAUGAGCGCCGUUGUUUCCCACUCGAGUGAGCAAAGCUGGAUGCCAGCCGAGUCUUUUGGAUUCGGUCUCGGAUACAUGUCCACUGCAGCCAGAGGUGCGCGUGGCAUGUAUGUCACAACCCAGGCAGUUGAGUCAUUUGUGGAAGAGCAUUACGGCGACCAGAUCGCACGCUUGGAAGUGGAGCUUUCAGCCGGGGAGCACCAGCCGCGCGAGGCGUAUGAAGCUCUCCUCACGCUCCUGCGAGAUGCAUGUGCAGACGAGAUUCAUCACAAAGAGGAUGCAGCCUUGAGGCUUACAGAUCCGCACUGCAGUUUUCGAACCAGACUUCUGGACUCUGCUCAAUUUUCGGCCGUGUACUGGGGCUCCCGGAUAGGGGCUGCAUUCGCCAAGCGAAUCUGA